This is a messenger RNA of Guillardia theta CCMP2712, 1590 nucleotides long. RefSeq lists its product as hypothetical. The coding region runs from base 1 to 1590 and encodes 529 amino acids. The transcript has 3 exons. NCBI's taxonomy places the organism in Eukaryota, Cryptophyceae, Pyrenomonadales, Geminigeraceae. The record is from RefSeq and is a predicted model, not a curated record.
AUGGCGGUUUAUUUCAACCUCUACGGCGCGCGUCAUGGCGGGCUGGGCUCAGUCAGUCAAUGGCGGUCCCUGACGAGUACGAGGGCGUACAGGGCGAGGGCGACGGCACAGAGGUCGAAGACGGAUAGAUCGAGGGUGACAAACAUGCCGGUAAGUGGCGUGCCGCCGUGGGGUAUUAACGCCCCCGUCGGAAGCACCCCGGAGAUGGAAGAGGCGAAGCGGGAGAAGCAGCUGGCGAAGGACCGUGCGAGGGAGCGGAUCGCGGCGAUGGAGAACCAGAGCACGGCGGACGACCGGAUCAACCGUACCUUCGAGCUUUACCCUCUGACGAGAGACGAGCAGGACACCUGCGCGGCGCUGCUGGAGCCGUGCAAGCACACUUCCCUCCUUGUAAUGCCGACGCACCGGAUCAACGAGCUGGGGGAGUUCCAGGGCUUCCGCUUCAACGCCGGGACCCACGUUUCCGCGGGGAUCCUGCCGAUCUCGAGGAAGAUGUUCUUCGGGACGACGAUGACGGAGUGCAUCUCCCCGGGGGGUGUCCAGAGUGAGCAGGGCAUCAACCACAAGGCGAUCGAGCUACUUUCAGAUCUUCAGUCAUGUAGAGAACGAAUGCAGCGGGUCCUGCAAAAGAUCCAAGAAGAAUCGAUGCAUAGCAAGGCGUCCUUCCAGUGCAUGCCGGUCAACGCCUACGGGGCGCACGAGGAGGGCGACGCCUACCUCUCCGACUUCCGGAGGUACGCGGAUUCGAAGUAUUGGGCUCCCGAGCCCCCGGACUUCGUCGGCAUCUACCACGGCUUCACCCGCGGCUUCAUCAACGACAUCCGGGAGCACAAGCUCUACAUCGUCUGCUCCGGCGGCCUGAACUACGCCUCGCACGACUUCUACAACAUGAUCCUCGACAUCGGGGACAGCGUCACGGCGGGGGACGUGUACGAGAGCGAGGAGGUGCACUGGCUCCGGAAGGCGUCGCAGCGCUCCCGGUGCAAGAUCAUCAAGGCCGUCGCCGACGAGUUCGGGCUCGACAUCCCCGUCCAGCUCGACACCCACGAGCACUCCACCCGCGGCAGCCACGUCGCCGUCCCCACCACGGAGACCCUCCACCACGACAUCCAGAGGACCGCCAGGGACGUCGUCUCCGUCUACAACCACGCCUGCAACACCGAGGCCGCGGAGAACGGCGUCCUCUGCCCCAUGCACCCCUGCGAGGGCGUCUGGCUCUUCCAGGGGCCCAGGGUCAACUGCAACGGCUACCAGUCCUACGGGUCCGGGUUCGGCUCGCAGUUCAUCUGCGGCGCGUUCCCCACGGGGUCGUACCCCAUCGCAAGGAUGCGGAGGAACGUCAAGGGCUUCUACGAGACGCGGAAGGACCCCGUGAAGGUCUCCGCCAUCUCCAUGGAGAUCUUCCAGCAGAACGUCGUGACGGUGCCCGGGAGCAUGUUCGAGAUCGAGCACCAGGCCAACCAGAACCUCGAGCUCAACCUCGAGUACUUCUCCUUCGACGAGCCCUUCAUGAAGAACCUCGAGGCCAUGCAGUGGAACAGGGACAACGGCGUGGUCGAGCUCAUGCCGAUCAUUGUGGGGCUGGGGUGA